UCAAAACCGAAGCCAUGGCAACAAUGCUCAUACUAUUCGGCUUACUUAUAAGUCUUCUCGUAUCCAUAGAUGCGCAGGUCGGCGUGUGUUAUGGCAGAGACGGUGACGGUUUGCCGUCACAACAAGACGUCGUGAACCUCUACCGGCGCAACGGCAUAACCAGAAUGCGAAUUUAUGAUCCCGAUCAAGCUACUCUUCGAGCCCUAAAAGGAACCAAUAUCGAACUCAUCAUCGGCGUUCCUAAUGAUGCUCUGCAAUCCCUCAACGAUCAAGGUGCUGCAAAUACAUGGGUCAGAAACAACAUCCAAAAUUACCCCGAUGUCAGGUUCAAAUACAUCGCCGUCGGAAAUGAAGUCGAUCCAAAUAACGGGAAUAGUCGAUACGUUAAUUUCGUACUUCCGGCGAUGCGAAAUGUUCAGAACGCCAUUACCGCCGCCGGCCUGCGGAACCAGAUCAAGGUGUCGACGGCAACCUACACUGGUCUGUUAGGCGUCUCCUAUCCACCAAGCAAUGGCGCCUUUCGUAACAAUGUACGGGGGUUUAUCGAGCCGAUAAUCAGAUUUCUAGCCGGAAACAACUCUCCAAUGCUUGCCAACAUAUACCCCUACUUUUCCAACCCUAAUUCCAAUCUCCCGUAUGCGUUGUUUACGGCGCCGGGAACAGUUGUGACAGAUCCUAAUAAUGGUCUACGAUACUCUAACAUUUUUGACGCCAUGUUAGAUGCUCACUAUGCAGCUCAAGCAAGUCUUGGUGGGGGGAAUGUGCAGAUUGUUGUGUCGGAGAGUGGUUGGCCGUCGGCAGGCGGCAAUGCAGCGACAGUAGGGAACGCUGGAACUUACUAUAGGAACUUGAUUAGACAUGUCAGAGGGACAACGGGGACACCGGCGAAGCCUGGAAGGUCUAUAGAGACGUAUUUGUUUGCAAUGUUCGAUGAAAACAAGAAACCUGGUGAAGAGUCGGAGAAACAUUUUGGAAUUUUCUCCCCUGAUCAACGACCUAAAUAUCAACUGAGCUUCAAUUAAGGAAAAGUAAAAAACACCAUUUCUGAAGCUAUGAAGAAUAU
Molecule: messenger RNA, 1063 nt
Organism: Lactuca virosa
Lineage: Eukaryota; Viridiplantae; Streptophyta; Magnoliopsida; Asterales; Asteraceae
Source: the annotation of a GenBank genome assembly